GCGGCCGCCCCGGCUCCAAGAUGGCGCAGGCGAUCUUCGAGGCGCUGGAAGGAAUGGAUAAUCAGACGGUCCUGGCUGUGCAGUCCUUGCUGGAUGGUCAAGGAGGUGUAACAGAUCCAUCUGCUCAGAAUGUCAAUGCAGCUGCCCCCAUGCAGCCCAUGGAUGAUGAAGAUGUGUUCCUGUGUGGGAAGUGCAAGAAGCAGUUCAACUCCUUGCCUGCCUUCAUGACCCACAAGAGAGAGCAGUGCCAGGGAAACGCCCCUUCCCUCUCCACGGUCUCACUGGCCACCAACAGUGUGUACACCCCCUCCAUCACGUCGGUGCAGCAGGCUCCGAGCACGAGCCGACAGCAAAUUUCUACAUACAUCACUGUUCCUCCGUCGCCUUUGAUUCAGACCCUGGUUCAGGGGAACAUUUUGGUUAGUGAUGAGGUACUGAUGUCAGCCAUGUCUGCUUUUACAUCCUUGGACCAACCCAUGCCAGCGGUGCAGCCCCCAGUACAGAGCAGCUUGAGUAUGCAUGCCGGGGCCGGUUACCUCUCGCAGCCCCCUCCGCCUCCGCCUCCCCCACCACCGCCUCCUCCACAGCCCCCACCACCUCCUCCACCAAGCCUGGGGGCUCCAGGGCAGCCCAGCACUGGCAGCGGCGUGGUUGAAGUGUACAGUGCUCCUGCACCCAUGGCAGCAAACAGCUCAGUGGAGAUCCAGGCGCUGGGGAUGCAGCCAUACCCAGCCAUGGAGGUACCAAGCCAGUGUGUGGAAAGUCCUGUGUACCCCUCUCCCCCUGUGUACAGCCCUGGGAAGCAGGGGUUCAAGCCCAAGAGUGCCAGCGUUCCCACACCUUUGACCAGUGCAGGAGGAGGCAACGUGGUUGGUUUUGAUUCCACCUCAGCUGUCAAAAGUAGACGUUCCAAAAGUGAGAGUGGGCUGCAGGAAGGGAAACCUAAGUCCCCAAAGCUGAAAUGCACUUACUGUGACAAGGCCUUUACUAAAAACUUCGACCUGCAACAGCACAUCAGAAGUCACACAGGUGAGAAGCCCUUCCAGUGUAUCGUGUGUGGCCGAGCCUUCGCCCAGAAGUCCAAUGUGAAGAAACACAUGCAGACCCAUAAAGUGUGGCCUCCAGGACUGGGAUGCACCAUCUCCCGCAACUCCAUCACGGUGCAGGUCAUGGCCUUGAACCCCAACCAGGUGGAGGAUGAGGAGAACACAGGUUUGACUCAACCCUCUAGGAACCCUGCACAACCUCCCCAGGACAUGAGCCCCAUGGACGAGAGUGACGCGGGCAAACUGGAAGCCAAACAGGUUGUCUUGAUCGACAGCUCUUACCAGUGCCAGUUCUGUCCCAGCAAAUUCAACACCUAUUUCCAGCUCAAAUCGCACAUGACACAGCACAAGAAUGAACAGGUGUACAAGUGUGUGGUGAAAAGCUGCGCUCAGACUUUCCAGAAGUUGGAGUCUUUCCUCGACCACAUCAAGAGCCACCAGGAGGAGCUGAGUUAUCGCUGCCACCUCUGCAGCAAGGACUUCCCCUCCCUGUAUGAGCUGGGCGUCCACCAGUAUUCUCACAGCUUGCUGCCCCAGCACAGCCCCAAGAAGGACGUGGCCGUGUACAAAUGUGUGAAGUGUGUAAAUAAGUACUCCACUCCUGAAGCCCUGGAGCACCAUCUGCAGACAGCAACGCACAACUUCCCCUGCCCUCACUGCCAGAAGGUGUUCCCCUGUGAGAGGUACCUGCGCCGCCACAUCCCCACCCACGGUGGAGGCAGCAAGUUCAAGUGCCAGAUCUGCAAGAAGUUCUUUCGCCGGGAGCACUACCUCAAGCUGCAUGCCCACAUCCAUUCAGGUGAAAAGCCUUUUAAAUGCUCGGUGUGUGAUGCAGCUUUCAAUCGGAAAGACAAACUCAAGAGGCACAUGCUGAUCCACGAACCUUUCAAGAAGUAUAAAUGUCCUUUCUCAAGCCACACAGGCUGCAAUAAAGAGUUCAACAGGCCCGACAAGCUGAAAGCUCACAUACUGUCCCAUUCAGGGAUGAAGAUCCACAAGUGCCAGUACUGUAACAAGUCCUUCAGCCGACGAGCCCACAUGAUAGAGCAUCAGCGCUCGCACACCGGCAACUACAAAUACCGCUGCCCCACCUGCAGCAAGGGCUUCACGCGCCACAAGUACAUGAAGGACCACAAGUGCCGUCUGGGCUCACCCAAGGACAAAGACCUGCAGCUCAGGAAGCCCCAGAAGAAACGGGUGGUGCGGGGACGUAAAGUGGGCCUUUCCCUUCCCAACCAGCUGGCUCUGGGAGAGCUGAAGGACAGUGUUGGUGGGGAAAGCCCCCAGGAAGGUGUCCCUAACAAAGAGCCAUUCCAGGAGUCAGAUGCUGUCCUGUCCAUUGUGGUUGGUGGGUCAGGAGCUGCUGACUCAGACCUUGUCGUUCCUGGGCAGCCCAGCAGUAUCGCAUCCAAUUUGUCCUUGGCAGAACUGCAGGCUGCCUCGGAUGGCCCCUGCACCAUGCUGGCUGUCCCCGUUUACAUCCAGACGACUGAGUGAUCAUGCUUAGAGCCACUGUGUGGCUUGGGGCUGCUGCUGGGAUUGUCAGACUCGGUGCUGAAAUUUAUCCUGGUGAAAAAGACCAAAGCUCUUGUGGGGAGUAGAUGGAUAUGGGAGAAAAUGGCUUUCAUUUCCAUUUGAUCUUCCCAUCCAUGGGCGAAGGACUUCUUGGAAGCCACUGAUGGCUACAAGGCACUGAAGAGAAUGGCUCCGUUUUUUUCUUGUCCCUCUGCAUCACUGGUCAAGAAAGACUAAGAUCCCUGAAUCAGGGUGAGAAGAAGGAGCAUAUAAACUUGCAACAAACAGAGCUGCUGAAAUCAGGUGGCUUUGCAAAUCACAGCCUGUCUCACCUGUGGUUUUUCUGGCCUAAAAGCUGUAUUGCCCAGUAUUUGGGUGCCCUUUCCAAGAGCAAACAAAUGAUCCUUCCUAGUGGAAGCAAGUUCACUGUGAGAUCCUUUGGGAACACUGUUCAGAAAUACUCUGAUAGACUUUUCUGGUAUCUUUCUCUGCUCUUAUCAGUAAAAAGAACACCUUGUCUAUACUA
Gallus gallus (chicken) is the source of this 3087-nucleotide messenger RNA. It is a transcript of the gene ZNF341, whose product is annotated as zinc finger protein 341. Bases 21 to 2543 code for a protein of 840 amino acids. NCBI's taxonomy places the organism in Eukaryota, Metazoa, Chordata, Aves, Galliformes, Phasianidae. The transcript has 15 exons. The record is from RefSeq and is marked validated.